ACACAUCUUGAGAAGAGGGGGGCCCUUUGGUGCUGCUGGUGAGGGAAUGAGAAGUUGGACUGGGAACCAGCAGAGAACAGGAUAUCAUGUCCUUUCUGCCGUCAAUCCUGACCUGCCUAGCCCUGCUUAUUUCUGAUUCCUGUGAAUUCUUCAAUGAAACCAAUUCUUCUAGAAGCUAUCCUUGUGAUGAGAAAAGGCAAAAUGCCUCUGUGAUUGCAGAAUGCAACAAUCGUCACCUACGAGAAGUUCCCCAGACAGUGGGCAAAUACGUGAAGGAACUAGACCUAUCUGAGAAUUUUAUCACACACAUAACGAAUGAGUCAUUUCAAGGGCUCCAAAAUCUCACGAAAAUUAAUCUAAACCACAAUGCCAACCAGCAGCACCAGAAUGAAAAUCCAUGGAUGAAUAAGAAUGGCAUGAAUAUUACAGAUGGUGCCUUCCAUAGCCUAAGAAAAUUGAGAGAGUUACUGCUUGAAGACAACCAAUUAGACAAAAUCCCUGCUGACUUGCCUGAGUCUUUGAGAGAACUUAGUCUCAUUCAAAAUAAUAUAAUUUCCAUAACAAAAAAUAACACUCUGGGGCUUAGGAACUUGGAGAGUCUCUAUUUAAGCUGGAACUGCUAUUUUGUUUGUAAUGAAACUUUUGAUGUGGAAAAUGGGACAUUUGAAGACCUUACAAACUUGAAGGUGUUGUCACUAUCUUUCAAUACUCUUAUUCAUGUGCCACCCAAACUACCGAGCUCCCUAACAAAACUCUUUUUGAGUAAUACCAAGAUCAAAAUCAUCCAUCAAGAUGACUUCAUGGGGUUGAGGAAUUUAAAAUUAUUAGAUUUAAGUGGGAAUUGUCCGAGGUGUUUCAAUGCACCGUUUCCUUGCACACCUUGUGAUGGAGAUGCCUCCAUUCAGAUACAUCCUUAUGCUUUUCGAAAUCUCAACCAACUUCACUGGCUAAACCUCUCAAGCACGUCCCUCCGGGAGGUUCCCUCCAGUUGGUUCGACAACAUGACUUAUCUGAAAGAGUUACAUCUUGAAUUCAACUACUUAGUGCAGGAAAUCGCCUCUGGAGCAUUUUUAACAAAACUACCUUACUUAGAAAUACUUGAUUUAUCUUUUAACUACAUCAAGACAGAAUAUCCACAAUAUAUUAACAUUUCCCAAAACUUUUCUGCACUUCAUUCUCUCAAAGCAUUACAUUUAAGAGGUUAUGUGUUCCAAGAAUUGAAACAAGAACAUUUCAAGCCCCUUAUGGGUCUUCAACAUUUAAAGACCAUCAACUUGGGCGUCAACUUUAUUAAGCAAAUUGAUUUCAGCCUUUUCCAACAUUUCUCCAGCCUGAAAAUUAUUUACUUGUCUGAAAACAGAAUAUCGCCUUUGGUGUAUGAUGUCCAGCAGAAUGACACAAAACAUUCUUCGUUACAAAGUCAUAGCCUUAAACCACGCUCUACUGAUACCAAGUUUGAUCCACAUUCGAAUUUUUAUCACCAAACUGCUCCUUUAAUAAAGCCACAAUGCACCACCUAUGGAAAAGCCUUAGAUUUAAGUUUAAAUAGUAUUUUCUUUAUUGGGAAAAAGCAAUUUGAAGGAUUUCAUGACAUUGCCUGUCUCAAUUUAUCUUCUAAUGGCAAUGCUCAAGUUUUACAUGGAACCGAAUUUUCAGCUGUACCUCAGGUCAAAUAUUUGGAUUUGACCAACAAUAAGCUAGACUUUGAUGAUAACAAAGCUCUUAAUGAACUACUCAACUUAGAAGUUCUAGAUCUCAGCCACAAUGCCCACUAUUUCAGCAUAGCAGGGGUCACACAUCGUUUAGGAUUUAUACAAAAUUUAACCCAUCUCAAGGUUUUAAACUUGAGCUAUAAUGGCAUUUAUACGUUAACAGAGGAGAAUGAAUUGAAAAGCACAUCUCUGAAAGAAUUAGUUUUCAGUGGAAACCGCCUUGACCUUUUGUGGAAUGCAGGAGAUACCCGCUACUUGCCCAUUUUUAAAUGUCUCAAGAAUCUUAUUCGUCUUGAUUUAGCUUUCAAUAAGCUUCAGCGGAUCCCCAAUGAGGCCUUCCUUAAUUUGCCCCAGAGCCUCAGAGAACUCUAUCUAAAUAACAAUAGGUUAAAUUUCUUUGAUUGGUCAGCACUCCAGCAUUUUCCACAUCUCCACUUGCUCGACUUAAGUAGAAAUGAGCUAUCUUCUGUAGAUCAUAGCUUAUCUAGAUUUACUCCUUCUCUUCGGACAUUGCUGCUGAGACAGAACAGAAUUUCCCACCUGCCCACUGGCUUCUUUGCUGAAGCCAGUUUUCUGGUGCACCUGGACUUAAGUUUCAACCUGAUAAAGAUGAUCAACAAAUCCACGCUGCAAACCAAGAACACUACCAACUUAGCUAUUUUAAAGCUAGGUAGGAACCCUUUUGACUGUACCUGUGACAUCGGAGAUUUUCGAAGAUGGCUGGAUGAAAAUCUGAAUGUCACCACUCCUAGAUUGGUAGAUAUCAUUUGUGACAAUCCUGGGGAUCAAAGAGGGAAGAGUAUCAUGAGUCUAGAACUCACAACUUGUGUUUCAGACACCAUUGCAGCGAUCUUGUUUUUCUCCACAUUCUUUAUCACCACUGCAGUUAUGUUGGCUGCCCUUGCUCACCAUUUGUUUUACUGGGAUGUUUGGUUCAUCUAUCACAUGUGUUUAGCUAAGAUUCGAGGCUACACAUCUCUUUCCACUUCCCAAACCUUCUAUGAUGCUUAUAUUUCUUAUGACACCAAAGAUGCCUCUGUCACAGACUGGGUAAUCAAUGAGCUGCGCUACCAACUUGAAGAGAGCAAGGAGAAAAAUGUUCUCCUUUGUUUAGAGGAGAGGGAUUGGGAUCCAGGAUUAGCCAUCAUCGAGAACCUCAUGCAGAGUAUACACCAGAGCAAGAAAACAAUCUUUGUUCUAACCAAAAAAUAUGCAAAAAGUUGGAACUUUAAAACCGCGUUCUACUUGGCCUUGCAGAGGUUAAUGGAUGAGAAUCUGGAUGUGAUUAUAUUUAUUCUGCUCGAGCCUGUGUUACAGCAUUCUCAGUACCUGAGACUGCGGCGGCGCAUCUGUAAGAGCUCCAUCCUCCAAUGGCCGGACAACCCCAAGGCAGAAGGCUUGUUUUGGCAAAGCCUAAAAAAUGUGGUCUUAACUGAAAAUGAUUCACGGUAUAACAAUUUGUAUGUGGAGUCCAUUAGGCAAUAAUAACCAAUAGGUAGUCAGGAUUCAACACUGUAAUGAAAAAAGCAGUAGCCCCUUCUCAGUGAUCUAUUGCUAUGUAACAAAUUACCCCUAUGCUUACUCACUUCAAAUGGCUCUCAGUUGUGACUUCUAGUCCCUGGAGGUGAAGGGACCAGAUGCACUCUAGCUGGGUCCUCUACUGCAGGACCUCUCAGAGGCUACAAUCUAGGGGUGGGAUCCAUUUCCAAUUAGGCAUUUCUGGGCUUCAGAUCUACUUCUGAGCUCUUAGAAUUCAGUUGCUCCUGGGCUAAGCUACUGGCCACAGGCUGUUUUGGGUUCCUUGCUGUAUAGCUCUCUCUCACAAGACAACUUCCUCAUGACAGCCAGCAAGAGAAGUCACUAGCAAAACGAAGUCAAAGUCGUCAUGUUAUUUUUUUUAAUUUGUAUUCUAGUUAAGUAAACGAUAUCCCAUCAUUUUGGCUUUAUUUUAUUUGUUGGACGUUAACCACAGAUUUCUACCAGCUCCGGAAGAAUGAUCAUCUUAGUCCAGGGAGAAUAAUAUGAAAACAAUGAAACUGUGAUCACUUCCACCCAGGAAAAAGUCUAUGAGAUUAGUGAUUGUCUCAGUCAUCAAUCAUUUCCUGUUCCAGGGACAGCCUGGCCUCUUGGCAAAGCCUAAAAAAAGUGGCCUUAACUGAAAAUGAUUCACAGUGUAACAAUUUGUAUGUUGAGUUCAUUAGGUAAUACGAAGUGAUAGGUAGUUAGGAUUUAACGCUGCAAUGUAAAAGGCAAAGCAGUAGCCCCUUCUCAGUGAUCUAUUGCUGUGUAACAAAUUACCCCUAUACUUAGUGAUUCCAAAUGAAUUGUAAUAGAUUGAAAAUACCAGGAAAGGGAGACUAUUCUGGGUUACCUUAGCAGUCAGCCUGCUUUUUAAUAUUUAAGACCUAUUGCCACUGUAACUAAUGGUUCUGACAUUAAGAUGUUAUUUAGAUUUAUCAUGUAUCUAUGGCUACAUGGUUAUAUUGUGAUGGAAUUUAGUCUUUCUUUUAUAAUUACUUUUACAAUCAUUGACAAUAAUAUUUCACUUUGAUGAUUUAGAUGUCAUAUAAAGCCUGAAUGGAUAGGAUUUCUCUUUGCCUUUUAUUUCUUAGCCACUCUUUAAAAGUGUACAUCUAAAUGAAAAGCUUUUAGAGUGUUAA
Molecule: messenger RNA, 4372 nt
Organism: Perognathus longimembris pacificus (Pacific pocket mouse)
Lineage: Eukaryota; Metazoa; Chordata; Mammalia; Rodentia; Heteromyidae
Gene: Tlr8
Product: toll like receptor 8
Exons: 2
Coding region: 87-3197 (1036 amino acids)
Biological process (GO): toll-like receptor signaling pathway; canonical NF-kappaB signal transduction; defense response to virus
Cellular component (GO): plasma membrane
Molecular function (GO): pattern recognition receptor activity; protein binding
Source: RefSeq, a predicted model, not a curated record